Puntigrus tetrazona (Sumatra barb) is the source of this 4734-nucleotide messenger RNA. RefSeq names its product potassium channel, subfamily K, member 12 like (gene kcnk12l). Gene Ontology annotation, molecular function: potassium ion leak channel activity. Bases 963 to 2318 code for a protein of 451 amino acids. The record is from RefSeq and is a predicted model, not a curated record. The transcript is spliced from 3 exons. Gene Ontology annotation, biological process: stabilization of membrane potential; potassium ion transmembrane transport. Gene Ontology annotation, cellular component: membrane. Lineage: Eukaryota; Metazoa; Chordata; Actinopteri; Cypriniformes; Cyprinidae.
CAAAAAAAGACAAUAGUAAACCAAACAAAUAUUCAUAAAAUAGUUAGCUGGUAGUAUAAAAAUAGUACGUUAUUUUUAAUCGAUAAAAAAAAUGUAGUGGUUCAUAAUUCAAAACACCGAAUGAAUUAAAAUAAUUUUUAUGGGAUUCUAAGGAUUUGAAUCAGUGCAAUGUAUAAAAAUAAGUAACUAAUAUCUGUAUAGAUUGCUCAGUUGCUCGAUACAUUACUCUCUCUCUCGCUCGCGCUCUCUCUCUCUCUCUCUCUCUCUCUCUCUCUCUCUCUCUCUCUCUCUCUUACACACACACACACACACACACACACUACUCAGCUGCAUCGUUCAAUCACGCACUGCCAAGGAUUCACGCUUGCCAGGAAUAAACGGCGCCUAUUAAGUUUAACUAAAUGUUUUCAGCACUUUUGCUUCUUUUAACUCGCUCCAUUAACAAAGCAAUAUGGUCUGCAGUACUAAAGUGACAUCAACGGCGCUCUUCAUCAAAUAUUAAAUGUUAAAUCAGCUCAAGGAUGGUUUCACAUAAAGACCACCGCAUUAUUACCGACUGGUGCGGCACCAGCUAUACUUGGACAGCGAGAUGGGAAAAGAUAACAAUCUUGCACUUGCCUGCCUACUGUUACCUGCUAACCCAAAAGGUGUAUCUGGAGGUCUUAUUUCCUGGACCAUGUGUCAUUUUACCUGAUAACCUUGCUUUUUACGAUGGUGCCAUUAGAGAAAGCGAUGCGGUUAUGAGUCCAGAAGAAUGUUAAUGACAUGAAGAACUUUGCCCGGGAAACUCUUGACCUUCAUUUUUGAACCGUAUCUGAAAUCAAGGGCAACAUAGAGCUUUCAUGUGACUCUAUACGUCUUCUAAAGCCCUAGUGCAUGGUUGUGUUUAUUAUUGUGAGUGUCCUGUGUUAGUGGCCGUCUAUGUUUGCCUGUUCUUGUCAUCCCCUGCUGGUGAUCAAGUCAUGCCACGUGGAAGAGGUGUCAGCAACAGCUGUUGCCUCCCACUUCACCUGAAUGAAGACAAUGCCCGUUUUGGCUUGUUGGCGGCCUUCAUCCUUCUCUACCUGCUGUGUGGGGCGGUGGUGUUCUCCGCACUCGAGCAUCCCUCUGAGGUGCAGGCUCACCGGCGCUGGGAUCAACAGCUGGCCAACUUCACAGAGCAAAACAGCAUAAACCUGAAAUCUCUACAUGUCCUGCUAAAGCAAUAUGAGGAAGCCUUUGCGGCAGGGAUCCGUGUGGACAAACUUAGACCUCGCUGGGAUUUCUCAGGAGCCUUCUACUUUGUUGCUACAGUGGUCUCUACUAUUGGCUUUGGCAUGACCACUCCUGUCACCGUUGCAGGUAAGAUCUUUCUCAUAUUCUAUGGACUCCUUGGCUGCGCAGCAACAAUCCUCUUCUUCAACCUCUUCCUGGAGCGCAUCAUCACGAUGUUGGCCUACAUCAUGCGUUGGUGUCACGAGCGCCAACUACGCCGCUCCGGCGUGGGAGGAGAGGAGGCCAGGAGCGAGGACGACAGUCUGGAGGGCUGGAAACCAUCAGUCUACUACGUAAUGCUUAUUCUGGGCAUCGCAGCCCUGCUGAUUGCAUGCAGUGCAUCUGCGUUGUACUCUGCCAUGGAGGACUGGGACUACUUCGAGUCCUUGUACUUCUGCUUUGUGGCCUUCAGCACCAUAGGCUUUGGGGAUGUGGUGAGCAGCCAACGGGAAAGCUAUAAAGCUCAAGAGGCCUACCGUCUCGGCAACUGCCUCUUCAUCCUCAUGGGUGUGUGUUGCAUUUAUUCCCUGUUCAAUGUCAUUUCCAUCAUUAUCAAGCAGACGCUCAACUGGAUCCUCGGGAAACUGGACUGCAGCAAGGCUCAGUGUCCCUGUCGCGGCCGUCCGUACAGAAGACGAGGUCGGGCCUGCUGUUGCUGCUGCUUUCCACGAAUUCCCAACCAGAGGCACAACCACCACCCUCCGCCAGGACAUUCCCGGCAGAGGGCUCAAAAACGCAAUGCUGUGCACCCUGCGCCGACGAACGAAGCAACAGGAAAGCGCUUCACUAAUGCAUCAGUGGAAACAGUUUGUGAUAGUGAGACUGAUGCUGGCUUAGGACCAGAUGGAGGUUAUCUGACAGGGCGCAGACUGUCUGGAGAAAUGAUCUCAGUCAAUGACUUUAUGGCCAACAAGGUUUCUCUGGCCAUUCUACAGAAGCAACUCUCAGAGACCGCUCACGGUAAUCCAAGACAGAGCCACGUUCGCCAGAACGGCUUCUCCGGUGGAGUGGGUGCCUUUGCUAUCAUGAAUAACCGCCUUCAGGAGACAAGUGUCGACAGGUAGCUCGAUUAUACAAAGAUGGCACUGGAUAUUGCACAUUAUCAGAAAGAUGACUUUAUAGAGGGUUGUGUUCUAUUCAGAACUGAACUGAGAAGGGCUUUAGAAUUCCUGAAUUUGACUUGCAUUUAAAUCUGCGGUAGCAAAUGGGAUUCAAAAUGAAUCGGAAUUCAAAGAAAUGUAUACAACACAUUUUUAACUAGAUAAGCAAAGUUUAAAUUUGUUCAUGAGUAAACCUGCUCAUUAAAUAAAAGCGAUCGUAUCACUUCAGGAGACUCGGAUUUAUUCACUCGAUUCUCAUGGAUAGUGUUCACUCACUGAAAACUUUUGGUCACUUUUAACGGAGGGACAGAAAUCUCAAAGGUUUCAAGUAGGGGGUUGUAUUAAGACUUUUCCCAAAAAUGAGUUCGCUGUACCGACAAUCAAGUGCAGUGUCCUCUCUUUCAUUCAACCUCUCAUAAAUUCAUUGCAAACCAAAUUCCCAUUCAACUGUUUGGAUAGUUUAAUUAAGACUCACACUCGCUAACUAAACAACAGCCUGUUCUUCAGUUCUGAAUUUUUCCCAGCCGUGACUCAGUUCAGUACUCUGGAAAAGUUAGCAGGGGUUUCAGCAUUUAUUGCAUGCAAUAAAGAUGUAAACUGUACAUACGCUAUUGUAACACGCAGCGCAGAGCAAAUUAGAUCAAGUUAAAUCAGACAGUUUACCUCUGUAGAGCACAAGGACGGUGAAUGCUAGCAUUUAUGAAUGACUUCGCUCUGAAGAGAAGAUGGCUCUCAGUGUUUUCUUUCCUCUUUUUUUACACCAUUAUAAACAAACCAUGUGAUUUUAAUGGUAACAUCACUUCUCAGAGUCACUUUGGUGCUGAAGUGAUUGGCCGGUGUGGUGAGCAAUCACACUGCGCCUGUGGAGAGAUCCUUUAACGGCUCUUCAAAAAAAACGGACUGAUUUUCAAGAGCCAGGCAGAUGUAGCCAUGGCACUUACAGAGAGACAGUCUCGGGAGGAAGAAAUACAAGUGUCAAAUCAAAGGGAAAUGGUCAGUAAUAUUCAUUGUUUAAUCGUUUCUAUCAAGCUGCCGCCAGUGUUGAUGGUCUUAAGGAACAAAUGAUCUAAAAUGCAUACAAAUAGACUUGUAAUGUGAUAGUAUCAUCGCUCCUUAAAGAAACAAACCAUGUGUAUAGAUUCUGUAUGCUGUAAACACAAAUAUAACUUCUUUGUUAUUUAUUUUGGUGUCAGGAUUUACGUGUAUCAGAUGUAAUAGCUAUACUCGCGUCCUUUAUAUCCACGUAACAGCCGCCCGUCGUCAUUAAUAGAGCUUUUAAAUAUUUCUGAGUGUGACAUAAAUGCAGGGUUUGCAAACGGCAGACGGUGUUAAAUAAGGAAAGCGGGUCUCUACUGCCCCCUUUCGGACGACAGUGGUACCGCUUGACGGCGUUGCGGAAAUAAAAGCUAAAACACACUCACAAAAUGCAUGUCUAUAAUUACAUAAAGGCCAUAAAGUGUCUUUAAGUAGCAGGACGGAUUUGAAUAAACUGAAAUCUCACCAAUCGCUUGAUCUGUCUAUUUUUAUUACUCAACCUCGAACCUUUAUGUUAGCACAAAUAUUGCACAAGAUCUGUAAAAUGUGCACAAAGAUCAUUACACGACAUGAUACAGCACUGCAUCAGUUAAUUUGCUAGUCAUUAGGAAAUAUCUCGGUAAAUAUCACACGCUUAUAGAUUGGCAUAAUUUCGAAGAGGUCAGUAAGGCAACACAGUACAGAUCAUGCAAACAGAGUAGAGCGCAUUACAGGAAACAACUACUCGAGAACAGGAAAAGUUGAACUCUGUGAGUGUGACCAGAUUAUGAGCAUGUAUAAACCAACAUGUAAAAGUGCUUGUAUUAAUAGAAUUGGCUUUUUAGAUAUUUUAGCAUUUCUUUCAUUCCUAAAGGAAUAGUUGACACAAAAACGAAAACCCUCUCAUGUUUUUCCAGAUCCGUAUGCUGGUUUUUUUAUAUUUUUACUGAUGUUUUAUUAUUAUUAUCAAACACAAAAAAUAUUUUAUUUUUUCUAAACAAACAAUGCCAUGUCAUGCUUCAAAAAGAACUAAGCAUUAAAGGCAAGUAUUUCAUUUUUGGGUGAACUAUUCCUUUACUGCACCAGCGUUAUCUUGUUCUUCAAAGAGUUCUGUCUUUUUUUUAUCGUAUUCAUUUAAAAACCUCAUUAUAUGCCAAGCCUGAAGAGAAUCUCAAAGGUUUGCCGUCACUGCUUGAACACAUUACCUGAGUAUUAUUGAUUGUAAGACUCACUUAAUACAUUUGGUAAGGAAAAUACUGAACGUAUCACAAUCUAAAGAGUCAAAAUUAUAUACAGUCAUUAUUGUCCUGCAUUGUGGCACAGCAUUGCUUUUUGUAAGUUUUGUCAUUCGUGAAACAUACAAAAA